Messenger RNA from Mya arenaria, 887 nucleotides. Its product is annotated as serine protease inhibitor dipetalogastin-like. The transcript is spliced from 5 exons. Gene Ontology annotation, molecular function: protein binding. NCBI's taxonomy places the organism in Eukaryota, Metazoa, Mollusca, Bivalvia, Myida, Myidae. The record is from RefSeq and is a predicted model, not a curated record. Bases 187 to 732 code for a protein of 181 amino acids.
UUCUAAAUCAACCAAUACAAGUCUUUGGUGAUAACGAAAUAUUGAAAGUUGAAGUGUCAAUAUUUUAUGUCUCACGUGUUAAUUCGUCAUACCGACAGGGAAACCCUUAUCAGUACGAGUAUAUAUAUAGCCAGCUGACGUCCUACAUAAUUAUUAUACACGGAUACAAAACAGAAUCGGAUAAAUAUGUUUGUAUUGACAUUGAUAACAGUGUUGGGAUAUGCUGCAAGCAGCACGAUUCCACCAACCACAGAAGAGAACAUAGUCCCAUGCAUUUGUACCAUGGAAUAUAACCCUGUGUGUGGGAUGGAUGGACAAACAUACCCCAAUGAAUGCUCACUUAAAUGCGCUAAUGUUGAGGAGGACCAUAUAGGCCAUUGCGGCGCCUCCGUCUGUGCAUGCCCACGAAUCUACAAACCGGUAUGCGGCCAGGACGGAAAGACCUACGCUAACGAUUGUAUGCUUCGCUGUGCGGGCCAGGCGUUCUUCCAAGAGGGUCCCUGUCUCGGGACCCAGCCGACAAUUUCACCUGCUAGGAGGAUUGCCAUACCGUGUAUCUGUACGUUCAUCUACCGGCCGGUGUGUGGAAACAAUGGAAAGACUUUCGGCAACGAAUGCUCACUCGACUGUGAUGCGAAGGAAGACAUAACCCUGCUAAAGCUGCAUGACGGUCCGUGUUCUGGGUCCGAGCACUUGUUGAUUCCCCUGACAACAAGCACGUCCGCGCCGUAAGAUGUGACAGUGUUGAAGGCAGUACCAAAGAUUAUCAACGCGAUAUAAAGAAAUGGAGUAGAGAUUUGCUUUAAUUAACUGUACGCAUUUAUGAUGGAUUGACAUUUUGCAAUGAACUAAAAUGUUGGUGUCUGAAAUAAAUUUUAUUAAUCGAA